This is a messenger RNA of Lingula anatina, 1226 nucleotides long. RefSeq lists its product as uncharacterized. Gene Ontology annotation, cellular component: membrane. Lineage: Eukaryota; Metazoa; Brachiopoda; Lingulata; Lingulida; Lingulidae. Gene Ontology annotation, biological process: regulation of transcription by RNA polymerase II. Gene Ontology annotation, molecular function: DNA-binding transcription factor activity, RNA polymerase II-specific; RNA polymerase II cis-regulatory region sequence-specific DNA binding. The record is from RefSeq and is a predicted model, not a curated record.
GACAGGAGUUGGUGGGAUAGUACUCUCCGUCUUUUUCAUAAUUUUCGGGACUCGUUCGGCGCUUUCAAAUGCUUAUACUGUCAUAGAUACCUCGCCUACCACGGAUCUGACGUUAUAUUUAUCAGAGCAACCGUUCCACGUCAACAAUUCCAUCACAGUACCACAGGGGGUAACGCUGAAUGUAGAACCUGGCGUUACCGUUAAAUUCAGCCCGCUGUCGGUGUGCGCGUUGAGGUACGGUUUUUGGCAGUGGGACAACCGGACAAACGUAUACUUUUCACGGCUGCAGACCCAAGCAAUGUUGAAAGGUAGUUUUGGCACCGUUUGUCAAAAUGGCUGGGGUAGUUCCUACUACAACAACAACAACAGAGUUGUUGCUAGGAUGUUGGGAUAUCAGACGUGUACCAAAUUAUAUAACAGAGGCAGUGGCACUGGAAGUAUUCUUCUGAACAACGUGAGAUGCAAUGGACAUGAGAGCUCCCUCUGGGACUGUCCUCACGAUGGGGUCCGUGUACACAAUUGUUCAACCAUGGUCCACACGUGCAACAUUUGCCAGAAAACGUUUCUUCUGAGGAAACAACUGAUCCGCCAUAAAGGUGUUGAUCAUGUUGUUAACAACCACGAAUGUGAUGUCUGCGGGGCAAAAUUCAGUCGCCUCGAUCACCUUAAACAGCAUCGCAUCACCCACAGCACAGAAAAUGCCAUUAAAUGCCCAACUUGCGGAAAAGGAUUUAAACUCAGAGGUAACAUGCUUCGUCACAUGCGCUUACACUCGACCAGACUAGAACAACCGACCUUAAGAUGCCCCGAGUGUGCCGAAGUAUUUGCCACCCCACAGGACCGUCUAAACCACCAGGCUGAAGCUCAUCCGCAACCGGGGCCCUCGAGCAAAAGAAAAGCAGGUUCUCAACCCGACAUCGUUAGUAAGAAAAUUCAAGUGGGGUAUGGCGCUGGGGCUAUCCUUUCCCCUGAUCCAGUCAGCAUGCCUGAAGAUCUUCUUCCUCCUGAUACUGAGCCUCUUGUACGCGACGCCUACAUGCAUCAUUGCAGUAGCAUCCGCACUCGAUUCUCUAGGGGAAACAAAUUACAAGACUGGUACAACUUUCGGUUGACUUCUGUUCACCCUGACGAUCUUCGAGAAGGGCUAGCUGCCGUGUUUAAAGACCAAAAGACUGUCUUUAAGCUGAAUGUGUCUUACGGAUUUUUUUAAAGAAACAUCGAGACAC